This is a messenger RNA of Calliphora vicina (urban bluebottle blowfly), 1027 nucleotides long. Its product is annotated as RNA-binding protein Musashi homolog Rbp6-like. The transcript has 2 exons. Gene Ontology annotation, molecular function: mRNA binding. The annotation marks the transcript as partial. Gene Ontology annotation, cellular component: cytoplasm. NCBI's taxonomy places the organism in Eukaryota, Metazoa, Arthropoda, Insecta, Diptera, Calliphoridae. The record is from RefSeq and is a predicted model, not a curated record. Gene Ontology annotation, biological process: regulation of translation.
GUUUUGGCUUCGUUACAUUUCAAAGUGAAGAUGUGGUAGAUAAAGUUUGCGAAAUCCAUUUCCAUGAGAUAAAUAAUAAAAUGGUCGAAUGCAAGAAGGCCCAACCGAAGGAAGUCAUGUUACCAGCUAAUUUAGCUAAAACUCGCGCAGCUGGCCGCUCUGCUUACGGUGAGUUGGUAGUUUGGAGCAGUAAUGGUAACACUAGUUCAGCAGCAGCUGCUGCUGCAAGUGCCGCUGGUGGUGGUGGAGGUGGUGUUGGUGGCGGAAGUGCUACAGCUGCCGGUAUAUUUGGUAGUAAUUUCGCAAUGGCAGCAGCUGCUGCUGCUUCCAUGCCAGGCACACAUCAUCAUCAUCACGCUCAUGCUCAUACACAUGCGGCCCUAUUUGGUAGUGUCGGCUCUGGUGGUGGUGCUGGUAGUGGUGGACCCUCUAACCCUUCUUUGCGUUAUACGCCCUAUCCGUUGCCCACACAUUUUGCUGCAGCUGCAGCGGCGGCUGCUGCCAAUCAGCAACAACAAUUACAUCAACACCAUCAACAGCAGCAACAGCAAAAUUUAGCAAAUGCUGUUGCGGCUGCCGCAGCUGGCGCACAACCCACCCACACAUUCAUACCACUUUCAACAUCAACACCCACUCCCUCGGCAGUAACUGGUCACUCUCUUUUGCAAUAUGCUGCCGCUGCAGCCGCUUCAAAUCCCCACCAGGCCUCGGCUUUAUACGAUGCUGCUGCAAUGGUUGGCUAUAAACGUUUAUUAGCAGCAGCGGCUGCCACACAACUUAGACCCACCAAUGCCACAAAUUCAUUAGCAGCGGCAGCAGCAACUGCCGCAUCAGCUCCCUCGGCUCAGGCACAAUUAAGACCAGGCACGACCACUCUCACUUAUCCCCUCACCGAUUUAUUAUCGGUACCGGGUCUAGAGGUGCCCACCGCCACUCUCUAUCAAUUACAGGGCGCUAACGCCCUUGGAAUCUGACCACCCUCAGCGGUGCUAACACAACUAACACGUCCAUAAUUGAUUUUAACAAU